AUGCAGUGCUCGCGGAUGAAGCCCGACGAGCGCCCCACGGCGCAGCAGCUCUUGGAUCACUCCUGGCUGGAGGAGACGGAUGGGAACCGGCUUUGCGAGCUCCUUCCCCCGGAAGAAGCACCGGACGAUGUCCCAGACGUGGACAUCUUCCCGAAGUUGCAGCCACAGCUACCCCAAAUCAUGGAGGAGGAUGAGGACCUCCAGGAUGGUGCUGCGCUCCCGCUCAGUCAGUCGGAGGCUGAUCUGCCAGCAGCUCGGAAAAGGGCCCGGACGAGUUCAGAAUGGGGUUGUCAGGAAAGUGUGGUAUGGUGUUCGGCUUUGGGAUGCUAUCCUCCGUCCGGCAAUGUGGAGGUAAUGGGGUCGGGCUUUGCAGUGCACAGGGCUGGGACCUUCGAGCCAUAA
Molecule: messenger RNA, 402 nt
Organism: Symbiodinium necroappetens
Lineage: Eukaryota; Dinophyceae; Suessiales; Symbiodiniaceae
Source: the annotation of a GenBank genome assembly